CUGUUGGCACGACGCCUGGCCCUCGCCAAUGCAAGGGCAGCCCGAAGGGGCGGGACUCGACAGCGCCACCCUGAGACACCCCCGGCGCGCAGUCACUCCUGCACGGCGGCCGGAAUGCCACGCUAGGUCUCGCCCGAGGAUAAAAAGGCUGCUGGAGAGAUGGAGCAGCUCAAAGUGCCUUUGAUCGACCCAACAUGAACCCGUGCCGUCCAGUCUCCUGCGCGACCGCCCUGGUCUUCUUCUUGCUGUUAGCCGGGAGCGCUUUGCAGAGCCAGGCUGCUCCUCUGACAGGGGAGUUGCGCUGCCAGUGCAUCCAUCUGGUCUCCGGCAUGAUCCCACUCAGGAACAUUGCUCGUGUAAAUCUCAUCCCUGAGGGACCUCAUUGUGCUGUUUCUGAAGUUAUAGCCACCAUGAAAGAUGGGAAUAAAGUCUGCCUAGAUCCCAAAGCGAACUGGGUCAAGAUGAUUAUCAACAAGAUUCUCAAAGAGUAACACAACAACUGUGAAGGAAGCACUGGACAUGGAUACAGAGCAGUAACAGAAGAUGUGUGUGCAAGAGUAAAAGUUACUCGAAAGCCUCUGGGCAGAAAAGCUGCAUGUGAAUUCUGCUUUUGAUCACCUUAAGAAAUGAACCAUCAACUACCGCUUUACUACUUUCCACUCUUAUUUAUUAUUAUUGAAACCUUUUUUUAAUGUAUUUAUUUCUACCUCCUGUAUAUGGUCAUCUGAUUGAGUCAGUAUACUAGAUGUCACUGUUAUGUAGUCUGUGAAACCAAAGGACACUAAAUGUGCAUCUCACCACACAGAUGCCUUUUUGGUUAUUUUUAAGAAGUUGUAACCCGCCCGGAGCACUGUUUACACAGUGGAACGGUGGGAUAUAAAUACUCUCUUAAAUAAUUAUAUAAAUAAAAUGCCAAAGAGUACCAUUCAGCAAGCAGUUCUUCUCUGCAGUCUGCAUUGAUAUGAAAUUGCACAAAAACACUGGCAUACUUUGGGAUUAUAUAUUUAUUGUAAAAGUACAAUUCACUGAAAUCAUUGUUGAAAACCUGGCUGUGAAAUUAUAGAAUGAAUAUUUACUUUGCUUGAUGGGUGUAUUAAAAUAGGAUUUUUUUUUAAAAAAAAAGCUAUUUAUGUUGAAACUUUAAGAACAGCAAUGUUCUAUAUCAGAUAUUUUUUAUGUCUUCAUUGUAUGGCAUACUGUCAUGCUUAUUCUCUAAAAGAUUUUUUUUAUUG
Rhineura floridana is the source of this 1232-nucleotide messenger RNA. Its product is annotated as growth-regulated alpha protein-like. Gene Ontology annotation, biological process: chemokine-mediated signaling pathway; inflammatory response; cellular response to lipopolysaccharide. The record is from RefSeq and is a predicted model, not a curated record. NCBI's taxonomy places the organism in Eukaryota, Metazoa, Chordata, Lepidosauria, Squamata, Rhineuridae. The transcript is spliced from 4 exons. Gene Ontology annotation, cellular component: extracellular region. Gene Ontology annotation, molecular function: CXCR chemokine receptor binding; chemokine activity. The coding region runs from base 195 to 491 and encodes 98 amino acids.